GCCGUCCCAAUUUUUUUCUUUAAGACGCUGAAAAGCCUAAAUAAUCUCCUGCGUAGAAGCAGGGUGCUGCUCCGAGUGCAGUUUUGACCCAGACGUCAUUUUUUAAAGGAUUAACACCCUUUGCGCUGCUUGACACUUGUGUAUUUUUUAAUAGCCAUCUCCAGAAACGUCAACAUCGUGAGAAGACGUGCAGAAAGACCUCGAAGCGUGUUCAAGGUUCAAGUUUGUGCGAGAACACAACACAUGUGUGCAUCAGACACCAGGUCAGACUGAUUUAUCACGUCGAAGAUUUCCAAACACGGAGUUCUUUUUGAACACAGACGAAGUGUUUUGUUUUGUUUAUUGAAUGAGCAGUCGGGUGUUUGGCAGCCCUUGGUAACCCUUAAAGGGGAGACAUGGCCCAUCGUUUGCAGGACCGUCAGCACAGGCUGCCAGUGGCUCAGGCCACUGUGUUGACUUUGCCACCAGCCAGCCAAGCAAAGGAUGUGAGGCCUAGCUGGUCUGCUCUGGAAUCCCUGUUAUGUGGUGCGUUUGCCGGAGCUAUCGCCAAAACAGUUAUUGCACCUCUGGAUCGCACCAAAAUAAUUUUCCAAGUGUCCUCAAAGAGAUUCUCAGCUAAGGAGGCUUUCAGGGUCAUUUACUCUACAUACAUAGAGGGUGGGCUGUUCAGUCUGUGGAGGGGAAACUCUGCGACCAUGGUGAGGGUCAUGCCCUAUGCUGCCAUCCAGUUCUGCUCACAUGAACAGUACAAAAGACUGCUGGGGAGCAGCUACGGCUUCCAGGGCAAAGCUCUGCCUCCUUUUCCACGUUUCCUGGCUGGGUCUCUGGCUGGUACAACUGCUGCUAUGCUUACCUAUCCACUGGACAUGGUACGAGCCAGGAUGGCAGUGACUGCCAGAGAAAUGUACAGUAACAUCAUGCAUGUCUUUGUGCGGAUCUCCCAGGAGGAGGGUGUCAGGACACUUUACCGAGGCUUCACCCCCACUAUUUUAGGUGUUAUCCCAUAUGCAGGAAUUACUUUCUUUACCUACGAGACCCUCAAAAAAUUACAUUCAGAGAAGACAAAGCGAUCCCAGCCUUACCCUUAUGAGCGCUUGGCAUUCGGUGCCUGUGCAGGCCUGAUUGGACAGUCGGCGUCGUACCCCCUGGAUGUGGUACGUCGGCGCAUGCAGACAGCCGGAGUUAUCGGUUCGUCCUACAGCACCAUUCUGGGAACCAUGCGUGAGAUCGUGACUCACGAGGGAGUUAUACGCGGACUGUACAAAGGCCUGAGCAUGAACUGGGUGAAAGGGCCCGUUGCAGUGGGGAUAAGUUUCACCACAUUCGACAUUACGCACAACCUUUUGCUCAAAUUGCACCAGAUGGGCAACUUUAUCCACUGAAUCAUGUGGGAACAACAUAGGCGUAACAUAUGGCACAGAUGAGACUGGCAUAAGAGAGGUUGUCAGGUCUGUGGGAUGGCAAUAAUAUGUCUCUGGCCUCUGCAGGACUAUUGUGUUGCACACCCCUGUUCCCUUAAGGCAGCAUGUCAGAAGAAUGGACAGGAGAUCUGCUGUUCACACAGAUAGGCUUUAUCUCAGACUUUGAAAAAUGCACUUUCAAAGAAAGCGAAGAGACAAAAAAGUAUUUUGAAAUUGUUCACACAAUCUGAGCUUUGUUGUGAAAUCAUAAUACCUUUGUGAAGGUUAAAGCAGUGAACAGCCAGGUGUGUUUUUGAUUGCAUCAGUAUGGAGAAAAUAUUUGCACUUUAUUAAACAUGCAAUGUUCUUUCAGUUUGACCCAUUAUCAUUACAGAGAACACAAUGAGUUUGAAACCUUUAAAUUAGGAGACAAAUUUUGAUUUUAAAUAAGCGCUUUCAUUUCGUUAGUAUUAAAUAGCCUGAUUAAAUAAGGUAUUGUUUGUAAUGAAGGCUGAGUACCCAGUGUUCUUUGUCUUUGAAUUUCAUCAAAUUGUGUAACUGUGCCAAUGUGGACUGAUGGAGUGAAAGAGGGUGAUCACGUCAGCAGGACUGUGCAGUUUCACUUUCCAUGCAGCACUGAGGUGCAGUGAAUUUAUAGUACUUAUGUCUAAUAAGUGGACGUUAAUCAAACCUUAAACCUAAACAAAAGACAGAUUUUGGGGUUAUUUGCAUGUUCUUGACAUUUCUGCUUUUUUACUUUACUGUUGUCACAUUGCUUGUACUUGCUUGUAAAUCAUUGUUUACUCAGAAUCUAAACAUAACACACUUAACUUGGUCUUCUUUUUUUUUCUUCUUUUAAAUAAAAAUAAAUUAAACAGUAAAUGGAUAUUUCAAAGAUGGAUCAUAUCCAGUGAUGUAAAUUUCGUUCUUUUGUGUGUGUUUUUCUUUUUAAGAUUGUCUUUCCAUUAAAGGGUCCAUCCACA
Messenger RNA from Pundamilia nyererei, 2383 nucleotides. Its product is annotated as mitochondrial coenzyme A transporter SLC25A42-like. Gene Ontology annotation, biological process: transmembrane transport. The transcript is spliced from 8 exons. Bases 396 to 1382 code for a protein of 328 amino acids. Gene Ontology annotation, cellular component: mitochondrial inner membrane. The record is from RefSeq and is a predicted model, not a curated record. Lineage: Eukaryota; Metazoa; Chordata; Actinopteri; Cichliformes; Cichlidae.